Molecule: messenger RNA, 1284 nt
Organism: Exophiala bonariae
Lineage: Eukaryota; Fungi; Ascomycota; Eurotiomycetes; Chaetothyriales; Herpotrichiellaceae
Exons: 1
Coding region: 1-1284 (427 amino acids)
Source: RefSeq, a predicted model, not a curated record
AUGGCAGCAACAAAGACCGACUUCUCAACGCCAGACAUACCAAUGUCAGAAGCAAUCUGGUACGUGUCAGCAUGCACGAGGAUCAACGCGCCAGCAUCACUGGUCUUCCGCACGCUUCGGAACACGGAGACAUGGAAAGACUGGAAUCGAUGGGUUCCACGUGUCAACAUCACCGAUCAGCCGGACGACGAGGACGACGCAACAUUAGCCGAGAUCGAAGAACUCGUGCGCAACACUUCCAUCGCCGUGAACUUCGACUCAGACAUCACCGACGGCGCGGCCCCGGUUCCACUUGUGCAUGAUCCGCCGCGCAGAGGUAGCUUGGGGUGGGCAGCGAUGUCGGCGCAGGCGGGUGGUGCGAACUUCGGCACUGCUCCCGAACCGGCACGCAAGUCACACGAGCGGCCGAGAAGCUCAGAAGGCUUGGUCGUACCGCCGGUCACGAGACAGCGAUUGGCUUCGAACGCCAGUAAAGUAUCGUCAGAGACACCGCGUAAUAAUUCCACGAACGGAACACACUCGGGAGCUGCGAAGUUUCAAGCCGCACAGGAGGCCAGAAGAGCAUCCGUGGCAUCAGGCAAAUCCGGCAAUGAGGCAGCACCAACAACUACGAACGUCGGGACGGAUACGAAAAGCACAGGUGUCAUGCUCGAUCUCCCAGGCAGCACCCCAGUACUCAUGCCAGCACCGCGCAACACGGGCGCGACGAAACUAGCACUCUCACAGGACUCGCGGCGCAAGAGCACAGCCAGCACAUUCGCAGAGAAGAAACGACUGCACGUGAACGCACUGUACGGGGAGCCGAGCGUGCGUAUCCAAGACGGCACGAAGAUGACAUUCUACGUGAAAAUCAAGCUGCCGAGUAGCCAGGAGAUGCGCGAAUUGAACGUCGCAGUCACGGAGGUGUCGCGCCCGGACGAUCCUCUCGAUGACAGCACCGCCGCAAUGCUGCAACGCACGCAGACCCACACCGUGAGCAAAUCGGGGGUAUACAGGCUGGUGUGGUCCAUGGAGAGUAAAUACAAUCCGCCCCGCUCGUACCCCAAGUUUCUGCUGCAGACGCAGCGGGUUCAUGAGAUCAGGCCGAUCGUUACGGGCGAUGGCAAGGAGAUGUGUGAGUAUUGGGAUUGGGAGGCGCAGAAGGGCAUGUUGGCGAAGCGCCAGAAGAAGGAGCAUUUUAAUUACUACGAGCAGCGGAUGGUGGAGUGGGGUAGGAGAUUGGGAGAGUUCUGCGAGAGUAUGGGUGGUGCGGUGGAGCGGAGAGAUUUUGUGUCGCCUUCGUAA